This is a messenger RNA of Hyposmocoma kahamanoa, 4673 nucleotides long. It is a transcript of the gene Nup154, whose product is annotated as nuclear pore complex protein Nup154. Lineage: Eukaryota; Metazoa; Arthropoda; Insecta; Lepidoptera; Cosmopterigidae. Gene Ontology annotation, molecular function: structural constituent of nuclear pore. Gene Ontology annotation, biological process: transcription-dependent tethering of RNA polymerase II gene DNA at nuclear periphery; RNA export from nucleus; protein import into nucleus. The record is from RefSeq and is a predicted model, not a curated record. Bases 50 to 4054 code for a protein of 1334 amino acids. Gene Ontology annotation, cellular component: nuclear pore; nuclear pore inner ring. The transcript has 24 exons.
CAGUGUCAUUAGCAGUGUUGAGAGAACGCGGCCAGUGGAAGGCAGCACAAUGCAACUAGAAUGUUUGGAAUUUGCUGGAUGCAAUUUGGACCGGUACAUUAGUGAAGAUAACUCGCUCCCUUCGUUUUUGGAGGUAACUGGCAUAGCGACGCAACGAAGUCCAACAUGCAGCGGCCUCAACGCAGGGGACUACAGCAACUUGGCUGUAUUGCUAGGUCACCCAAACUUGUCCCAGCUAAAAGUCAUCAACAAAGUUCCACUACCACCUGAAAUUAUGGAACACUUUGCUCAUAUGCAAUGUCACUGUUUAAUGGGGGUGUUUCCAGAAAUAAGUAGGGUGUGGCUUGCAAUAGAUAGCAAUAUCUAUGUCUGGGCAUUCGAACAUGGCAGUGAUGUCGCCUACUUUGAUGGUCUAGGAGAGACUAUAGUUAGUGUUGGCUUGGUGAAACCGAAGCCAGGUGUUUUUCAGAGCUUUGUUAGGUACCUGCUGGUAUUAACCACAACUGUGGAAAUAGUAGUCUUAGGAGUAACAUUUUCGAGCAGUAAAACUGAUAGGGGAGAGUUGGAAGAGAUCCACCUAGUGCCAGAGCCAGUGUUUGUCUUACCUACUGACGGAGUAUCAAUGAUGUCUGUUAAGUCUACAGCACAAGGACGGAUAUUCUUGGGCGGCAAGGAUGGAUGUCUUUAUGAAAUUACAUAUCAGGCACAAUUGGGAUGGUUUGGAAAACAUUGUAAAAAAGUAAAUCAUUCAACCAGUGCAUUAUCAUUUCUAGUCCCUUCAUUCCUUAAUGCCGCCUUGUAUGAUGAAGAUGCCAUAGUAAAAAUAGAGGUGGACAACUCUAGGAAUAUUUUGUACACAUUGAGUGAGAAAGGGUGUAUAGAAGUGUUUGAUUUAGGUAACAACGGUGAUAGUAUACGAAAGAUUGUGAGACUUACACAGGGAAAUAUUGUUUCUUCAGCUGUGGACAUUGUUAAAACCUUAGAAGCAUAUAAUUUCAAACCAGUUGUAGCAAUAUCUGCAGUUGAUGAAUCAGAAUCUGAACAUUUAAACCUUGUAGCUGUGACACAGACUGGUGCCAGACUGUAUUUCAGCACUGGAAGUGGGGAUGCGAACCCAGGUGCGUUACAGCGGCCGCAGUACCUCACGUUAUUGCACGUGCGGCUGCCCCCUGGCUUCACAUCCAAUGCGUCAGUGCUGAAGCCAAAGCAGGUGCACAGUGCUGUCUAUGAAAAUGAUUCGCUGCUAAUGGUGUGCUCUGGAAGCGGUGGAGAAGCAGAGACUCUCUGGUGCCUGUCACGCGUGAUGCCCGGCCCAGGAUUUAGCGAAGCGCACACAUUACUUACGUUAGACGGGCCAGCGUGGGCGCUUACCUCGUUACCACAGAACCACAGCUCUCGGUUAUCUUCACUUCUACUAUAUAAAAGAGGAGUGUGGUCGGUGUCGCGGUGGGCGGUGGUGACGGGGGCAGGAGCUGCUAUAUUGGAAGCCGGAGCGGCACCUGAUCUUUUGCGCACUCUAUUACGUGACUGCAGAGGACCUGACGCGCAGUCCGUUAAAGAUUUUUUCCAGUUACACAACUUGGACCAAGCAUGCGCGUGCGCCUUAUACCUAGCAUGCGAAGACACGAACUCCGGCGACCUGUCGAUUAGUGAGUGGGCUACUCGUGCCUUCUAUCUUUACGGCAGUCAAGCCCAGAAUACAGCCCAGCAAAAUUACUCACAGAAUCCGACCGCACAAGUGGCAUCUACCAUAAAUUCUCCUAAAUUCUCACCGCGUCAAAUGUCAACGCCAAUGAUUAUGAGAGGACCACAGGGCCAAAUCCAGCCAAGCAAACAGAACCAAUCUUACCAACAGGGGCCAAUGAACCAGUCCUACCCUGGUUCACCGAGCCUGUCCAUGUCUAGUCCGUUUCAGCAACCUAUGACUAGCCCUGCUCCUUUCAACCAGUCUUCUUUUAUGGGGAAUGUAACGCACCAACAAAGAGAUCUAAACUUUUCGGCUCAAUUAGAAUAUAGCCCAAAACAUAAUGGUCUUUAUAUCUAUGUGGGACGAAUACUAGCACCCAUAUGGAAUUUAAGAUGUGUGGCUACAUCAAUGACACCAGAUAAGAAGGAAUUCAUGGUGAGCCGUGUGACGGGCGAAGACUGUGCGUACAUAGUGCAGCGAUUGCAGCGUGUAGCAGCGUUUACACAGCGCAUCGGUGCGCCUCCACAUACUGACGAACAUGCUUCUCUACAAGCAUUGAAACUUUUCAUAACAUUGGCCAUCGAAAUGUUAAGUCUCUGGAAAGUGCUGUCGGAGCACCAGUUCCACGUCGUUGCCGCCAGUUUACCACCAGAGCAGCAGAAUGCGUUACAAGCCGCUAGUUUCAGAGAGUUGCUGGUUGGGGGACAAGAAGUGGCAUGCUUACUCCUUGGAUCAUUAGUUGCUGGUUAUCUUCGCGACAACGCCUCUGUCGACGGUAUUUCACAGAAAUUAAGACAAUUAUGUCCCACACUGUAUAGGCAAGAAGAUGCAACGUGUUCCAAAGCUAACGAAUUACUUAUGUUCGCAAGACAACAGAAAAAUCCGACCGAACGAGAGGAAAUGCUUCAACAUGCGUUGAAACUAUGCGUGGACGUAGCACCAAAUGUAAACCUACCACUAGUGUGUUCAAAGUUAACGGCAGCUGGAUUCUAUACUGGAGUUGUCGAGCUGUGUGUAGCGUGCGCACAUAGAAUAGACCCUCAGAACAAAGCGAUACACUACUAUAAGAGUGAUCAGCCAACACAGGACAGAGAAGGGCAUCUGGCUUAUUACAGAAGGAUGGAAAUUUACCGAGAAGUGUGCAAUGCCCUCGAGCGUUUAUAUGAACGCACCUCAGAAUCCUCUAACACCGAGCUUAAUAAUUCAAUUUCAACUGCAGAUGCCAAUUAUCAGGGAAGAAAAUUGGUAUGGGAAUGUUUGUCUCGUGAUGACGAACUUUUACAUGUAGCUGUGUACGAAUGGCUUGUGUCUAAACAUUUGGGAUCCGAGCUACUGUCUCUGGGCACCGCGCCGCCGCCGUCACUUCGCACGUAUCUUCAAGCGGCAUCGAGAUCUGCCCCACCAGCCACAGCACUUCAUCUGCUGGACUUGUUGUGGAAAGUGCUUGAGAAAUGUGGAGACCACCUCGCCGCCGCUAACGUUCUCGAGGGACUCGCUACUAGACCUGGAUCGGGAGCAUCUUUAGCGCAACGCAUGUCCUGGUUAUCUGCGGGCAUUGUAUGCGUGCGCGGCGCGGGUGCUGGUGGAGGCGCGGGCGCAAGUGGCAGCGGCGAAUUGCUGCGGCGGCUGGAAGAGGCAGCUGAGGUAGCCCGUGUGCAGGCUUUGGUUCGGUCUGCAGCCGCCGCAUUGCCCAGAGCGCUUCAGCCGCCGCCCAGACAUAUGCAUCGUCUCGAUGACGAACUGCUCGAGAUCACACAGUUAUAUGAAGAAUACGCCGAUCGCUACAAUCUAUGGGAAUGCAAGCUUGCCAUUGUUCAAUGCUCUGGACACAAUGACGCCCUUUUCGUGGAGAACAUCUGGAGUAACAUUCUCGCCGAGGCCGAGGCGGCCGCGCGCUGUCUCUCCACGCCAGACGAGAGACUCGCCUCUGUACUCAGCAAACUCACUACUCUUGGCCGAGAGUACGUCAACACCGGACAUUGUUUUCCACUUUAUUUCAUAGUGCGUCAGUUGGAAAUAAUGAGCUGUAAACUACAGGCUGACCAAAGUUUGGUGUUCCGAGCAAUAUUGAACAUUGGAGUCUCAUUAGAACAAGUUCUAGACAUCUAUAUCAAAUUGGUGAGCGUGAACGAGCGAGUAUGGCUGGGGUGCGGCGACGAGACGCACGUGUGCGCGUGCGCUGCGCUGCUGCUGGAGGCGGCGCGCACCGAGUUGGCCCCGCUGCCGCCCGCGCAGCGCCGCCGCGCGCUCGCCAAGUGCAAGGACCUGCACGAGUGCGCGCUCUCCGCGCUGCAGUCUCGACCGAACACGCAACGUCUCAUCGACAGGCUGUCAGUAGUGCAGGCGCAACUGGAUCGCAUGGAUUGAAUAAUUGCUUAGGUAGAUAAUAUAGAUUUUAAGUUAUUACUGUAUUGUGAAAGAGUGUAAUUUAUUCCGCACUUUCUGACAUAAAAUGAAUUUUUGUAAUGGAUAAAUCAAGCCACAAUUAAUUGAAACAAAUUUGGACUGAAACAUGUUUAUUUUACACUUUCGUACAUUAAUAAACAUACAUUGGGCCACAAGCUAAUGUAAACAAAUUCAAAAUUCAGUAAUAAAAAUAAGAACAUACCGUAUGUAAAGUAUAAGGGCGCCGUCAAAUUAAAUACUCGUAGAAGCCCUGCAGUGACGCGACUGCGGUGCGGCAGUCGCACCUCUGUAGCGCUUCAAUCAGCAAAAGUGACGUGCGUGUCACGAUAAUGGGGCUGCAACUGCCCUUCUAAAAAUAUUUUAUGAAAAUAUUGUUUGUAUACUUAAGCAUAUGGCCAGGAAUACAAAAAAAAUUUAAGUAUUUUGUAAUAGUCUACUUUAUAAAUUAACUAUCACUAAGUUAUAUGUUAAUAUGGCAGUGACUGAUAUUUUAAUUUCGAUAUCUCAGUAUGAUGAUGUUUGUUAUUCUUUUCGAUUAUAAUCAUGUGCAUGUAAAAUAAGGAUUCCGAAAAGUUACAAA